This is a messenger RNA of Pieris rapae (cabbage white), 2261 nucleotides long. RefSeq lists its product as uncharacterized. The transcript has 8 exons. Lineage: Eukaryota; Metazoa; Arthropoda; Insecta; Lepidoptera; Pieridae. The record is from RefSeq and is a predicted model, not a curated record. Bases 25 to 966 code for a protein of 313 amino acids.
GAAAUUUACAGCAGAUUUUUUAAAAUGAGUGAUGAUGAGUUUAUGAAGUUUUUGAAAAAAGAUACUGAACAUGAACGAAAUCAAGAUGAAAACCAACGGAUGAAAACGAGAAAGUCUCAUCGCUCCAAACGUUUCGAUUCACGGAAAGCUCGCUCGAAACGUCAAACAGAUACUUCAAGAGACAUCACAGACACGACGCGCCGUCCACAACCCCUUUCAUCUCGGAUAUCAGCAGUUUCAGAAUGGAGUGGAGCCACCGGUGGGCCCCCGGCGGAGGUGAUAUUGCGGCUUCAUCCCACGCCGGUCACAACAUAUCCAGCACCGCAAAUCACAGGCAACUUAUCCAUUACAGAAUUGGACGGCAGCGCGAUAGUAGUUCGCGCAGAAGAAGCGUUAAUAGUAGCAUUCGUUCUUCUACUAUGGGUAGCAGCAAUCGCUCUUUUCUUCAACCGCUGGGGCAAGAUCAGAAUGCUAGAACCAUAUCAACCUAAGUUUCAACAACAACAUCGUCAAAGCUGUGUUCUCGCCGAAAACACUAUCACCGUACCACCACUUCAUAGAGCAUCACUGUCGAGAGGUUGUGUGUCAUACGACUGCGGUGGAGCCUUUUCUGCUUAUCAGCCUUGUGGUUACCUUUCCCAUCGGCCUAGACAGAACUCCGUCUUCGUCGGCAGCAUGGGUGGUAUGGCUCUCAUACCAGAAAGUCCACCACGCAGAUCGCGGUCAGCUGCUGACCUUCCAGCAUUAACCACACCCUCAGACCACGUUCCUACCACGUCCAGGUCAUCCAGGGCCGCCAGCCUACACACAGUUGAUCUGAGAGUGUGUGUACCCUCACCUCGCGCUUCAAGAGCUGCAAGUCUACAUUCAGCAGACAUUCCUACUGUACAAGUACACGUCAGAGGCUCUAGUACUAAUAUCAAUAGACCUAGGAGUCCUAGACGACUAACCAUUACAAAUGUCUAGAAUUGUUUUGUAAUGAGACGGACCAAUUUAAUUUAUGUAUGCACUGUGAAAAGGAAGCUUUAUUUUUCUAUAAGACGAAUUCUAAAUUUAAGAUUGUCAUGUCUUUCAAGUAGAGUAGCGUCCUUAUAUCUUUCUCCAUAUCUAACUAUUAUAUAUUCUAAAUAAUUAUUCUAAACAUCAGAACUAUAUAUAUCAUAAUUAUCAUUAGGAGUCCUUGAUACAUGUAAGAGACACGCUUAGUUAUUCCUUCAUUAAAUAUACUUAGGUUAACGUAAGUAAUCUGGUAACCAUUCAGUACCAAUUCCCUUUAUAUGGCCUCCAUAAAAUACGCCUAUUACGCUUCCACUCUGGUUCUUACACAUUACAUCAAUAUCAUUAAAUUCUUCUGAGAUGUACAAACGAAAUCGGGUAAUUUGAAAGCAAGAUCACGUAUGAUCCUGUAAAUAAUGAAUGAAUAUUGCCAUUAGCGAAAAUAUUAAAGCAAUCGAAUCGACAUUCGCAUUUCACUUUAAAAUCAAAAUGUAUGACGUCGUCAUAAUGAACUAGGAGACUUUAAUGAAUUUCAUGUGUUAUACCAUACAUAUGGGUCACGACAAUUUAAUUAGCAAACGAACCAAUACCAAUUCGUAUGUUUCAUGUUGCGCUGCGGAUGAAGCAUUUUGCCUUGUCUUACACAUCUCGUGACAUAAAGUUUGAUUAGGUAUGGACACCCCGCCAUUUUGUUUUUAAAACAAUAUGACGCUGUCAAAUUGAAAGAGUUGGCGUUUUUCUCAUCCGCUACACUCUUGACAGAGCGAUCUUGAUCGUUAUGUAGUAGUGGUAAUAUAAGGGGCUAGUUGGCGUUUUAAUAUCACCUUAACCUGUGAGGCCUUUACCUUAAUAUUUAACACUCUGUAGCCCAGGAGACUUCUGUGCUUCUGGAAAGAGCUAGGCUUGUUAAAUUAGCCAGGACUUGACGAACCAUAGAUUUAUUUUAAGUCUAAGUGUGGAAACUGAGUCCACCAACUUUAAACCUUAAAAACUUUUUAGCCCUAUCAAAAUCGUCCUUAUCUUAUUCUUCGAUAUAAAACUGUUUUGUUUAUAUUUAAGUCAAACAUAUUUAUUGCUCAAUAUUAAUUUCUUUCAAAAGCCUAACUUUUUUGACAGUUGUAAUGCAAUGCUAAUUUUUUCGAAUAUCUAAUUUACAACCAGCCAGGAAUAAUUUAAAUAUAAACAAAAUCGUAUGAUCUGUAGUCUUGUCCUUGUCCUUUUAAUAUAAUAUUUGGUAUUAAGGGUGACCAUCCUUGCCUAAUAGA